Messenger RNA from Dendrobium catenatum, 2699 nucleotides. RefSeq names its product protein transport protein SEC23-like. Gene Ontology annotation, molecular function: zinc ion binding; GTPase activator activity. Gene Ontology annotation, biological process: endoplasmic reticulum to Golgi vesicle-mediated transport; COPII-coated vesicle cargo loading; intracellular protein transport. Bases 172 to 2541 code for a protein of 789 amino acids. The record is from RefSeq and is a predicted model, not a curated record. Gene Ontology annotation, cellular component: endoplasmic reticulum exit site; COPII vesicle coat. NCBI's taxonomy places the organism in Eukaryota, Viridiplantae, Streptophyta, Magnoliopsida, Asparagales, Orchidaceae. The transcript is spliced from 12 exons.
AAAAACUCCCUGACGAAGCCUGAAGAACAGCCGGAAGAAAAUACCAAGAACUCUCGUCGCAUAAAAACACUGCGCUACAGGUCCAAACCCUUUCCUCUCAACAGGCGGUCUCGACCCAACGCGCCAAAAGGAAGCAGGAGAUUUCACCGGCGAGGGAGGAUCGGCGCAUUCAUGGAGGACAUAGGCGGUGGCGCAGCCGCUUCUGCCCCGGCAUCCGUGGCUCCUGAUCCCGAUGGUCUGGAUGGCGUCCGCAUGACCUGGAACUCCUGGCCCCGAUCCAAGGUCGAGGCAAGCAAAUGCGUCAUACCCGUCGCUGCCUCCAUCUCCCCGAUCCGCUCCUAUCCCGACCUUGUCGUGCUCCCCUAUUCCCCGCUUCGCUGCAAGCCUCCUUGCGCCGCCGUCCUCAACCCUUUUUGCCGUGUCGAUUUCCCCUCUAAGAUCUGGAUCUGUCCUUUCUGCUUCUCUCGAAACCAUUUUCCUCAACAUUAUUCGGCUAUCUCGGAAACCAACGUUCCGGGCGAGCUCUACCCACAGUGCUCCACCGUCGAGUAUGGCCCUGCUCCAUUUGUCUCCGGCGGAGACCAGUCAUCCGCGCCCCCACCGCCGCCUCCUAUCUUCCUCUUCAUCCUUGACACCUGCAUCAUUGAGGAGGAGCUAGGUUUUGUCAAGUCUGCCAUGCGCCGUGCAAUCGGACUUCUUCCGGAGAACGCCCUCGUCGGGCUCAUUACCUACGGCACGCAGGUGCAUCUCCACGAGCUUGGAUUCUCGGAUCUAUCCAAGUUGUACGUCUUCCGGGGAACAAAGGAGAUCACGAAGGAGCAGAUCCUUGAUCAGCUCGGGCUCUCAGUGGCGGGAAGGGCAGGGGCGCCAGGUUUCCCGAAAGGCGGCAUGCCGCAGGCGAAUGGAUUGAACCCUAGCGCAUCUGUUAAUAGGUUUUUGCUGCCAGCAUCGGAUUGCGAAUAUACGCUUAAUGCUUUGUUGGAUGAGCUGCCGUCAGAUAAGUGGCCUGUGGAGGUUGGGAACAGACCUCGGAGGUGUACUGGUGUUGCCCUGAGUGUUGCGGCUGGAUUGCUGGGUGCGUGCUUACCUGGUACCGGGGCAAGAAUUAUAGCUUUGGUAGGAGGACCAUGCACGGAGGGCCCUGGAAUGAUUGUUUCUAAAGAUCUAUCUGAGCCUGUCCGAUCACACAAAGAUCUUGAUAAAGAUGCAGCUCCACAUUACCAUAAAGCUGUUAAAUUUUAUGACAGUCUCGCCAAACAGCUUGUUAAUCAGGGUCAUGUUUUAGAUCUAUUUGCUUCAGCGCUUGAUCAGGUCGGGGUUGCAGAGAUGAAAGUUGCUGUUGAAAGGACAGGUGGUCUUGUUGUCCUUGCCGAAAGUUUUGGGCACCCAGUUUUUAAAGACUCUUUCAAAAGAACUUUUGAAAGUGGCGAACAGUCUCUUGGCCUCUCAUUCAAUGGUACACUUGAGAUCAACUGCUCUAAAGACAUUAAACUUCAGGGGAUAAUCGGACCUUGUACAUCUUUAGAAAAGAAAGGAGCACUUAGUUCCGAUGCAGUUAUAGGUCAAGGAAAUACAACGGCAUGGAAAAUAUGUGGUCUUGAUAGGAGUACUUGUUUGACUGUCUUCUUUGACAUAUCACCAAGUGAAAGAUCAAACCAAUCAGGAAUCCCAAAUCCACAAUUGUAUAUUCAGUUCUUGACAAACUAUCAAAACCCUGAAGGUCAAAUGAGGUUGCGGGUUACAACCAUUACUAGAAAAUGGGUCGAAGGGUCCGCAAACACAGCGGAACUGGUUGAUGGGUUCGAUCAGGAAACUGCUGCUGUUGUAUUAGCUCGAUUUAUUUCAUUGAAGAUGGAGAUGGAGGAAGAAUUUGAUGCAAUACGAUGGUUGGAUAGAUCACUUAUUCGCCUUUGCUCACGGUUUGGAGAUUAUCGGAAAGAUGAUCCAGCUUCAUUUUCCAUAAACCCUAAUUUUUCAAUUUUUCCACAGUUUAUAUUUAAUCUGCGGAGGUCUCAGUUUGUACAGGUUUUCAACAAUAGCCCUGAUGAGACAGCAUAUUUCCGCAUACUGCUGAACCGAGAAAGCAUCACAAACUCUGUUGUUAUGAUCCAGCCUUCACUAAUUUCAUACUCUUUUAAUGCACCUCCUUCUCCUGCUUUGCUGGAUGUAGCAUCUAUAGCAGCAGACCGCAUUCUCUUGCUAGAUGCAUAUUUCAGUGUAGUUAUUUUUCAUGGUACCACAAUUGCUCAGUGGCGCAAUAUGGGCUACCAAAAUCAGCCAGAACAUCAGGCUUUUGCACAGCUUUUGCAAGCGCCACAUGACGACGCUCAAAUGAUAAUCAGAGAUAGAUUUCCUGUCCCAAGAUUAGUUGUCUGUGAUCAGCAUGGCUCCCAGGCUAGAUUUCUCUUAGCCAAGUUGAAUCCAUCAGCUACAUAUAACUCCGCACAUGAAUUGGCUCCCGGCUCGGAUGUCAUCUUUACUGAUGAUGUGAGCUUUCAGGUUUUCUGUGAGCACCUCCAGAAGCUGGCUGUGCAGUCAUGAACCCUAUUCAUAUUUCUUCUUCCAGGCUUCAGUUAAGUGUUAUUUGUGCUAUAUUUUCUACUUCAAUCCAUACAUAAUUGAAAUUAAUCCUUUCUUACAUAUAAUGAAUAAGUUAAAUUUACAUUUAUUCUUUUUGAGGGUUUUAGUGAUUAUAAAUA